CUUCGAUUUCCGCUCCACCCUUUCCUGCUGGAGUACCUAAGGUACGUGAGGCUGGCCCCCUGUCAGCUGACACCCAACAGCCAUUCUUAUGUGGUUGGAUUUCUCUGCCUCUGUCAGAGCCGGGGGGUCGAGUCUACUUUGGACUAGUUCUUCCUCUCUUUCAAUCUCUACCGGGGGCAUUCCAAUGCCGGAGGCUUCGCCAACCUUCAGCAGGUCCCGGAGUUCAGGCUUUUCGAUGAGGUCCCUUCAUCCCACAAGGGAUGGAAGGAUAAGUUCUGUUACAUCUGCUUGACGGAGAACCCCUUCCUUGCUCCCCUCCGUGAUAGCUUCCGAAGACACCCGAAGGUAGAGGGUGCCACUCUCGAGAAGAAUUGCAGGAAACUCUGCAAGAAGCCGGAGGGGUCUGAUAAGCAUGUGAAGAUCAAAGACGCCACCCUCCUUGAUGAGCUGUAUGACUUGCACUUCCGUCGGUACCGCCUGGUGGGGGAGGAAGAUGAAAGAUACCCCCCGAUAGAUCGUGUCUACGAGAGUCUCGGAGGUGAUUUCCCGAGGGUUUUCCGUUUUGUACUUAGGAAGUUUUUUUUUGUGAUUCAUAUAUGCUUUUGUGUUCAUGCCUUCGGUCUCACACCUGACGUGUUUUUGCAGGUAGCAAUAUGGACGUAAACUCCCUCUUCGCUCUGAAGAAACAAAAGGCGAAGAAGAAGGACCCCUCGGGUCAGAAGCCGGUUGAUGAUCUUUUCUAGAAGGGCGGGGAGGAGUCUUCCAAAGCUACCGCCGCCGGUGUUGGAGCGAGGAGCUCCCAGGGCGAGGGGGCCCUGAAGAAGAAAAGGGGAGGCAAUGGGGUUGAGCUUCCGGCCAAGAAGCCGAAGGAUGUGGACUCUGGCAAACAGCCCGCCAACGACGAAGUCAUCAUUAUGGAUGAUGUUGGCGCCCUCGGUUCUAUCCCCCAGGAGCACGUCAGUCAGGACUUCUUCAGACGGGAGAAGUUGGAGGCCAUUUUACCGAGGGGGCCCUCCAUCCUGGAAGGUAGCCUCAGCCCCUCGGCGCUGAUGAGAAAGGUUAUGCCCUCAACUGACCGGUUGGCCCUCACCCGGAUGGAUGAAAGCACCAUUGAGGCAAAGAUUCUUCUGAGUAGCGCCUUCAACUUCAUGGGCCUCUGUGAGUACCUCCGGAGGGUUGAACAGAUGAGGGAGGCCAGGGGUGCUGCUGAUGCAGAGGCUGUUAACCUCAGAAAGAUGCUGGCCGAAGCCGAAGACUCCCUCUGCAUGGCCACUGAGAGCAUGGAGCAGUGGGUGCAAGCUGCCAAGGCUCAGGGCAUAGCCGAGGCCAAGGUGACGGGCGCCAAAGUUGCAAGGGUUGCUGCUGAGGAGGCCGAGAGGGCGAAGGCCGAAGAGGUGGCCAAAGCUGAGAGGGUUGUUGUGGAGGCAUUCGUCACUGGGGGCUGGAUGGGAGAGGACAGGGAAAGCUGGGUCUCCUCGGUGGUGGAGAAGAAGGUUGACUCUUGGGUCGAAGGCCCUGGAAAAAUGUGGCUGGCUGUGAAGGGUGAUUCCUAGUACCAGGGCGGAGAGUUCUUCACCCAACGUCUCAUCUACCGGAAGCUGGCUCAGCACUUCAACAUCUUGCCGGAGGAGUUCCAUCCUGAAGCUUAUGGUCUUCCCCCUCAGCAACCAGACAUCAAGAUUCCCCUCCUCUCAGGUGAAGAGAGGCCAGUGCUGGAGCACUCUGAGACUAUGAGAGAAUGUGGCCUCGGUGAUGAGGAUGAUGUCGAUGGUGGUGCCACCUCAAAGGCCGCUGAGGAAUGAUUUGCAUUUGUAAAAUUUUUGAACAAUCGUUUGUAACGAUGUUUUUAGCCUCUGGCUCCGGCCCUUAAGAACAGUCUACUUUCUCUUUUUUUCUAGAUGGAUGUGUGGAUGCCUUCGGGCUUUUUAUGAAUAUCUUGAAUGAAUG
Molecule: messenger RNA, 1947 nt
Organism: Cuscuta europaea
Lineage: Eukaryota; Viridiplantae; Streptophyta; Magnoliopsida; Solanales; Convolvulaceae
Source: the annotation of a GenBank genome assembly